Molecule: messenger RNA, 1158 nt
Organism: Penicillium salamii
Lineage: Eukaryota; Fungi; Ascomycota; Eurotiomycetes; Eurotiales; Aspergillaceae
Source: the annotation of a GenBank genome assembly
AUGGAUCCCUUCGCAAAACUCCCAACCGAAAUCAUUUGGCAGAUUCUCGAAUCAUGUGACGACUUCACCAGCUUGGAGGGACUCCAACAAGUGUCUCCCCAAGUGGAGCAAGCAUUCAACGGCUCGUACAAAACCAUCACGGAAAGCAUCCUCAGAAAUUGUUCCCAUGCCUCACGGGGACUUCAUGGCUAUUUCACGCUCCUAGUCUCUAUUCAGUCGAUGCCAUUCACCCCAGCAGCUCUGCUAGGAGAGCUUCUUAGUUUGUCGGAGGGUGAUGCGCGACCUGUUUCCCUUCCAGCCACCCACACACAAGCCGCGGUGCGUCAGACUGUGGCUACAGCAGCAAAGAUUCAUCGCACCGCCUGUGCUUGUCUCCGGUGUCUUCUAAACCGUCUCGAGGCCGCCGAGCCCCGCCUUCCUUUGGCUUCCAGCUCUGAUGUUGCGAAAUGGGCGCACGGCAGACAUGCGCCCCCCAAAGGUGGCCAAGUGAUCCAAUUCAAUGUUGAUCCGCCAUCAUGGAUCGAGUCUUAUCGGACGCAUCGAGGCCUCUGGACACUUGAACUCCUUGGCGAGAUCCAUAAUGCCGCAACAAAACGCUGGAUGUGGUCUGUGCCCGAGCUGAACGAUUUCAUUGAAAAAACAUACUUGAAAUGGUGUGACCAUUGGGGGGGAUUGGAAGAGCUCGAGACGAUCUCGGAGUGCGUGAUCGAUCUAUCUUCCUCCCAACCAAUAAUACUCAGACCUUCAUUGAUUGCUGCGAUUCCUCCACCCAACGAUCUGAUGCUAAAGGCAUGUUGGCCGUUACCGACAGUCGAAGAAGAUGCGACGUUUAAUUCAAAAUGGCACCGAGCUCCACAUUUCGCCCGCACCGGAAACAACGUGGGGGAUUAUUUCAAUAUGCUUCGUGGUGGACAAAAUGGGCGUGGUUCUCACCCUCUCUGGAAAGUGGAUUUCAAAGCGUUCCGAAAACUUGGCAUACCUCUAUGGGACAACCGGCGAUUGAACCAAAUGGGAAUUAUGCCACAGCCUCGCAGUGGGUUUGCUCCAAUGGCUGGUCCAGAAUCAGAAUCAGAUUUAUAUGAACGACCCCGUUGGAGUUACGCUUACACAUGGUUUAGUCUAGCUAAGGAGAGUGAAGGGUCCCCACGGUCUGUGUGA